Molecule: messenger RNA, 1949 nt
Organism: Gallus gallus (chicken)
Lineage: Eukaryota; Metazoa; Chordata; Aves; Galliformes; Phasianidae
Gene: TSPAN7
Product: tetraspanin 7
Exons: 8
Coding region: 26-775 (249 amino acids)
Cellular component (GO): membrane
Source: RefSeq, a predicted model, not a curated record
AGCCUGCAGCCGGGAGCUCAGUAUUAUGGCAUCGAGGAGAAUGGAGACCAAACCCGUGAUAACGUGUCUGAAAACCCUCCUCAUCAUCUACUCCUUCGUCUUCUGGAUCACAGGUGUUAUCCUUCUCGCAGUCGGCGUCUGGGGCAAGCUCACUCUAGGCACGUACAUCUCUCUCAUUGCGGAGAACUCCACCAAUGCCCCCUAUGUGCUCAUCGGGACAGGUACCACAAUCAUCGUCUUCGGGCUUUUUGGCUGCUUUGCCACUUGUCGUGGCAGCCCAUGGAUGCUGAAACUGUAUGCCAUGUUCUUGUCCCUGGUGUUCCUGGCUGAGCUAGUGGCUGGCAUUUCAGGGUUUGUGUUUCGCCACGAGAUCAAGGAUACCUUCCUUAGGACAUACACUGAAGCAAUCCAGAAUUACAACAAGAAUGAUGAGCGGAGCCAUGCAGUGGAUAACGUACAGGAAAGUCUGAGCUGCUGUGGCAUUCAGAGCUAUACCAACUGGAGCACCAGCCCUUACUUCUUCAAACAUGGCAUCCCUACAAGCUGUUGCAUGAACUCCAGUGACUGCAAUACUCAGGAUCUGCGCAAUAUGACCGUUGCUGCCACUAAAGUAAACCAGAAGGGCUGUUACGAUUUGGUGACCAGUUUUAUGGAGACAAAUAUGGGAAUUAUAGCUGGAGUUGCUUUUGGAAUUGCAUUCUCACAGUUGAUCGGGAUGCUGCUGGCGUGCUGCCUGUCCCGGUUUAUUACUGCUAACCAGUACGAGAUGGUGUAACAAGCUUCCUUCUUGAAAGGAGAGGGCACGAUACCUGCUGCUGGCACACAUACCGACCCGCCUCUUGCCUUUUGUCCCUUCCUCCAGUCUUUCGGAAGCGUGAAGCCCAGCGCCUGUCCCAGGAUCAGGAACUGCAGCGUUCAAGAAAGACUGACACGAAUGUUAUAGCACACACUGUCUCUCGCACGCACGCGCGCACACCCCCACAAGCAAGCACGUGCGCGCGCGCACACUCGCCCCCCCACCUCCCGACCUGUCCCAUGCGUAGUGUACCAUCCUGUGAAGCACCGCCGUGCGCCCAGAGCCGACCCCCGGGCCAGGACGGCGCGCUCUUGGUCACGCUGUAGUUGCAUUGUAAGUUAACACAGGUAAUUCAUUAACAGCAUCGAUCAGGCUGUGCAUGUAGUGACCGGAGGGCACAAUUAGCCUUUCACCAUGGUUAAUAAGUGUUGCACACAUUCAUAUAAAACGGUAUAUGAACUAUGUAUUCUUUUGGGUUUCUCUUAAUUUCUUGGUUUGUUUAUGCUUUACUAAGGUUUUUCACCCUUUCCCCCUUCCCCGCCCCCCCCCCCCUUCCCCACAAACGAAGGAAUCGGUAACAUAACAUAAAGAUACUUGAAAAACGAUGUUAAAUUGUUGUGCUUGAAGGGAACCGUUCCUCCUGAUGUUCUUCGACAUCUUUGAUUCUUACUCAGUGUUGUAUGCCCAGUGCGUAUCCCAGUAGGCUUCGUCUAGUGCAUUUUGCCUCUGAACCUGAUCCCGUGUAAUACUGUUAUGAAGCUGUGUUGUCGCUUACUGUGAAGGCGGUAAUUUUGCUCCCUUUAUUUUUAUUAGAUAGCUAUGAACUAAUCGAACCGUGCUGUACCGCGGCCUUCGGACUUUUUUCCUCUUCUUUCUUUUUUUCUUUCUUCUUUUUUUUUUGCAUUGAGGUUGCAGCCACCAAGUACAUCGUUGAAUCGAAUCGAAAUAGAAACAACAAAAAGCUCACAGCCGCCACCACCAACGGGCAUAUGGAAUAUUUUUGGGGGAAAGCAAAGAUGUAAAACCUUUUUAAAAAAAAAAAACAAAAGAAAUAGGACUUUUUUAAUAAUGCCUCUGUCUAGCAUGCCAACGAGAAUGCAUUGAUAUUGUGAGUAUUUGUGAUAUAUGUAUUAAUAAAUGGAACCAUUACGGA